Colias croceus (clouded yellow) is the source of this 1484-nucleotide messenger RNA. It is a transcript of the gene Ccnl1, whose product is annotated as cyclin-L1. The coding region runs from base 200 to 1447 and encodes 415 amino acids. Gene Ontology annotation, cellular component: nucleus. The transcript has a single exon. Gene Ontology annotation, molecular function: cyclin-dependent protein serine/threonine kinase regulator activity. Gene Ontology annotation, biological process: regulation of transcription by RNA polymerase II. Lineage: Eukaryota; Metazoa; Arthropoda; Insecta; Lepidoptera; Pieridae. The record is from RefSeq and is a predicted model, not a curated record.
UGUGGCGCCAUCUUGGCCCGUUCUUGUCGCAUUUCUUUUUCUCGUGUCACACUCGGUGUUAGAAUACUUUUCCGUAAAUAAAAUGAUCAUUUAUUAAUAUAAAAACUAGUAUUUGCGUGAUAAUCGUAUAAUUUUAUGUGAUGUCAAAUACUGUACAGUGAUAGUCUAUUGUAUAAUUCAUAAACUCGUUGUGUGCAAAAUGACUACAUCAACCACAACAACUACUCAAAACCAACCGAAGAAUAAUGGAACAACAUCUGCGAAACCACAAAAGACCUAUGGGAAGAUAGUUUUGACGCUGCACAAUUGCCUUUUGCCGGAAUCGACGUUCAAAGAGACACCCUCACAAGCCGAUGGGUUGGACAUAGACACGGAAACCGAUCUUCGUAUUUUAGGAUGCGAGAUGAUACAAACUGCUGGUAUUUUACUUAAACUGCCGCAAGUCGCAAUGGCCACCGGUCAGAUGUAUCUGCAAAGGUUCUAUUAUUCGAAGUCCUUCGUGAGAUAUCCGAUGGAAACAACAGCAAUGGGAAGUAUAUAUUUGGCCUCGAAAGUCGAAGAAAAACCUUGUAGAAUCCGUGACGUAAUCAACGUCUUUCAUCACAUAAAACAAGUGAGAGCUCAGAAGACGAUAUCUCCAUUAAUAGUCGAUCAGAAUUAUAUAGAACUGAAAAAUCAGGUUAUAAAAGCUGAGAGACGUAUUUUAAAGGAAUUAGGGUUUUGUGUGCAUGUAAAACAUCCCCAUAAACUUAUUGUAGUUUAUCUCCAGUUACUCCAAUAUGAAAAGAAUAAACAAUUAAUGCAAAUGGCAUGGAAUUACAUGAAUGAUGCAUUGAGAACUGAUGUAUUCAUGAGGUUUCCCCCCGAAACUAUAGCCUGUGCUUGUAUAUAUUUAACUGCUCGUAAAAUUGGAUUACCACUACCAAAUAACCCGCAUUGGUUUUUAUUAUUCAAAGUCACUGAGGAGGAGAUCCGUGAUAUUUGUGUAAGAAUUCUACAACUGUAUAAGCGGCCGAAAGUCAAUCCAGAAAGUUUAGAAGGUAAGGUGGAUGCUCUGCGGAAAAUACAUCAAGCGAACAAGCAAAUACAAGCGCAGAAGGAGCGGGAAGCUAGAAUGGAGGAGAAGAAAGCUGAAGCGUCAACUUCAUCUACUUCUAAGGAUAGUAAACGGGAAUCGAAAAACGAAAAGUCGCCGAAAACACCUCCACUGUCAUCAAAGUAUCAUACAAGUCAUAAAAAGCGGGAGAGGAGAUCACGGUCACCAUAUGACCGCAAACGAGAAUAUCCCAGUAAGAGGCAUAAAUCGAGAUCUCGUGACCGUGAAGUUGACCGCUCAAGAGAGAGGCGUUCAGAUGACAAGCGCAGUCGAACAUCAUCAAGGAAGUACGAUGAUUAUGAACGAUCUAAGUCCAGCAGGGAUAGUAGGGAUGAAAAGAGGAAGCAUUGAUAUAUCAAUUUAAUAAAUAAAGACCAUUUUCAGUCAA